Messenger RNA from Sphenostylis stenocarpa, 1881 nucleotides. The record is from the annotation of a GenBank genome assembly. NCBI's taxonomy places the organism in Eukaryota, Viridiplantae, Streptophyta, Magnoliopsida, Fabales, Fabaceae.
AUGGAGAGUUCGGGGUUGGGUGCUGUGGAUUGCGACGUUGGAUCGAUUGUGUGGGUUCGAAGAAGGAAUGGUUCGUGGUGGCCGGGUCAAAUACUUGGCCCCGAUCACCUUUCUGCUUCUCAUCUCACCUCACCUCGUUCAGGAACUCCCGUUAAGCUUCUCGGAAGGGAAGAUGCGAGCAUAGAUUGGUACAAUUUGGAGAAAUCCAAGCGUGUGAAGACAUUCAGGUGCGGUGAGUUUGAUGGAUGUAUUGAAAGGGCGGAGUCUGCCCAGGGUAUGCCGUUAAAGAAAAGAGAGAAAUAUGCACGCAGAGAAGAUGCUAUUCUUCAUGCUCUUGAACUUGAGAGGCAAAUGUUAAAGAAGCAAGAAAAAAUAGGACUGGAGCAAGUAGGUGUUGCACACCGAUCAAAGAGGAGCAAAUGUGUUUAUUUUCCAGCGGAGUCUAGUGAUUCUCUGGAUUAUAAGGAUAUUCCUGCCAAUGUUGCAAUGUCGGCUUCCCAACAUGGAGGGGAGUAUGCUUAUUGCAGUUCUUUGGCUGAUGAGAGUGAAUCUGCUUUUAUGGAUGUUGUUGAAUCUGAUCCUUUUGAAACUGAUUCUGCUAAUGUGGAUUCAGAUUCCUCUGAAAUGGAACUUGACAAGGAUGACGAGAUGACUACACUUUCAGAAACUGGUCGUGAUACUGAAGAACAAGAAAGCACUAGCAGUGAGGAACUUGAUGAGUUGACAAUGUCUAGUGACAUGCCUCACCUUUAUCUUCGUGAGCAUAUAUCAUGUAAUGAAGCGGUAUCCAAAUGGAAGUUAAAAGGAAAAAGGAAUAAUCGUAAUCUUGUGAAAAGAUCUGUUGGUGCUGCUGAUGGGAAAGGAGUUGCUUUAUAUGGAGCAGAUGUUGAAGGACUGAGAAGUCGUUUAAAUCACAAGAGAUUAGAUCCGAGUUUCCAUUACUAUGCGAAUGGUAUUAAUGAUGUUUUUGAUGACACAGAUCAAAUGUUUGGAUAUGAAGAUGAAUAUUCUCCAACUUCCAAACCGCUGGUAAAAGGUCAUAAUAAAAUUGGUCAUGGUGUUGAAUGGGAUGAAUGGGCUUGGGAGGAUCAGACUGCUUUGAAAGGAUAUUGGGAAAGUAAAGUGUUUGCUCCAUUAUAUGGUGAUCGUUAUAAUAUUGAUGGAAAGAGGUCGAUGUUGGUAGAUGUAGACUUGAAGGUUCAAGCAAGUUAUCGGAAAGCGCCUGUCCCCAUUGUUUCUAUCACAAGUAAGCUAGAUGGGAAGUCAAUAAUAGGGCACCCAAUCCAAAUUGAGGCCCUUAAGGAUGGUUCGUCGGAUAAUCUUUUGUCUGCAGUUGAUGACUUUAGUUACGACGGUAUUGGCUUUGAGGGAAGUAGUGUACUUCCACCAGCUUGGAGAACUGCAAGGAGAACAGCAAAUUUUCGUGUUCCUCGUCCCCUUGUAUUGUCAUCUAAUGGUGCUGAGAGUGAUGCGGAUUUUUCCAUUGAUCAAGAAAGAAGUAUUGAAUAUAAGAAAUUAAAUGGUGGAAGUUCCAGUCAUAAGGCAAGCCUUUCCAGGAAGAGUGGCCUUAACAGUUAUGUGCCUUUAGACAAGAAAUCCACAAAAAAAAUGCCAAAGAAAGUGAGCAUGUCAUCAUCUAGUCAGAAAACUAGAACUCUAUCCUCAUUAUCUAUUGAAAGUAAUCUUGGUAAAAAGCAAUUACAUGAUAGAAGUUAUUAUCAAACAAAUAGGUUGAUUAAACCAGAGGUCUCUGGGCUGACUACUGUCUCUUGCAUACCAGUGAAAUUAGUAUUUAGUAGAUUACUUGAGAAGAUUAAUAGGCCACCUUUAAAAGCAGCUAGUAAUGCGGCUUUGUCAAAUACUGGUUUGGAGAGAAAGUAA